This is a messenger RNA of Bipolaris victoriae FI3, 2223 nucleotides long. RefSeq lists its product as hypothetical. The record is from RefSeq and is a predicted model, not a curated record. Gene Ontology annotation, molecular function: RNA polymerase II cis-regulatory region sequence-specific DNA binding; DNA-binding transcription factor activity, RNA polymerase II-specific; zinc ion binding. The transcript is spliced from 9 exons. Gene Ontology annotation, biological process: positive regulation of transcription from RNA polymerase II promoter by galactose; DNA-templated transcription. The coding region runs from base 1 to 2223 and encodes 740 amino acids. Gene Ontology annotation, cellular component: nucleus. NCBI's taxonomy places the organism in Eukaryota, Fungi, Ascomycota, Dothideomycetes, Pleosporales, Pleosporaceae.
AUGACAUCUCCGGGUCUCAGUGGUGAUCACCGCCCAAACGAUGUCACGACACGAGCCGAUGAAAGUGCUGCAACAAGGCGGGCAAAGAGGAACAGGGCAACCAUUGCAUGCACAAAUUGCCGACAGCGCAAAUCGCGUUGUGAUGGCUUACGACCAAAAUGUUCCGUUUGCAAAGAUUACAGCCUAGAAUGCGCAUAUUCAAAUACAAGCACUCUUACUAAGAACUCUGUUUCCAAAGGACUUAUAGAAGCACUCGAAGCUCGGCUCACACGUCUCGAAAAUGGUUUUACUGGAAUGUCUACCAGAGUAAACAAGAUCGAAGAUCUCCAGAACAAGGGAACUACACAUAUAUCCUCCGUAUCGCAUGCAUCUGGAAUCCCUAGUGAUCUCCCACUUUCGCAGGCGGAUGAUAGUGCAAGAACUUUAGCUGAACUUGAAGAUCCGACUGAUGGAAUGGGCUCAAUGAUUUUUACAGAUGAAGAAGACUUGCGAUUCUUUGGGCCAUCCUCUAACAUUGCGUUCACACGUCGUAUCGUUACAUUAACAACUGCGAUCCUGAAAAAGGCUGCAUCAAUGGGUAGUCCAAUAUCACCUGAAGAAUACACUAUAACAAGUCACAUCCCGCGCAUAUCCCGGCCUCCAUCUCCGAUACCGAUUCUUACUGAUCAUUCUGACGCCGCUUCAAUUGGAACAGAACCGUUCAUACUGCCACCGCAACAAGACACUCUCCAUCUUAUAGAGCUUUACUUUAGUUCAACUGGAACUCUCUUUCCAUACAUCGACAAAGACGGCUUUCUUCAGACUUAUCGGCAGCUUACUUCAACAAACAUGGUUUCUGUGCGGAGAUCAUGGCUUGGCUUACUUAACGUAAUUCUUGCAAUGGCAACAAGUACCAAUACAGGUUAUGACGCAACGCUAUCUGCGCAGGAGCGUACGUCCAAGUCAAAUGUCUACUUUCGCCGCGCUUCGGUUCUUUGCGAUCGACAAAUACGGCAUGGCACAAGUGUCGAGAUCGUCCAACUCUUGCUCUUGAUGAGCCAGUACCUUCAAGGUUCGGAACGUUCGAUUGAGACGUGGAAUCUCCACGGUCUUGCUGUGAAGGCAGCUUAUCAAUUAGGGUUGCACUCUUCGGAUGCUCUCCAGCAGUAUCCGCCUCGAGAACGAGAGUUCCGUAAACGAACUUGGUAUGGAACACUCAGUAUGACGAUGGGACGUCCCAUUUCUAUCCCAGAGCACUUCGUCAAAAUCGAACUUCCCCAGAUUCUUGCGGACUCAGAACCAGAAGAUGAAGUGAGUGUGCAGUUCUUUGCAGCGACUAUAACCCUUUACCGGAUAAUGACAGAUGUCUUUGAUGUUCUAUACGGAAGCAAUCUGGGAUGUGAAGAUCAUGUUGAUGUUUUCGAGGCCGCCUCCUACCUUCUAAGAUGCGAGCAAAGGUUCUUCUCGUGGCAGCGUGACCUUCCAAAGCAGAUUUCAUUGAUAAAGCCAGAAGAUCUGGAGCGAGCGCCAAACGAGUUUAGAAUCCUGGGGCUGCGUAUCAUAUUGACACUAAGGUUUCUCAAUUUGCGCAUCCUUGCACACCGGCCAAUACUCUGUAUGUACCUGGAGGGCCUGGGGGCAUCUCAGGUAGAUCCUUUGCAGUUAGUCACAUUGCGUCAGGUCGGAGCCAACAGCGUCCAGCUUUGUGUUCAGUCGGCAACCACCAUUGUCAACAUCACUACCUGGGCAUUGGAACACAAUAGUCCCCACCGAAACCUGCUUGGAGCGUGGUGGUUUUCACUCUAUUACACUUUUAACGCGUCACUUGUGUUAUAUUCCGCAUUAAUUAUUCAGCACCAAACAAAGCUGUGGAGCCAGCCAAUGGCGAUGGAAGAGUUGCAUCUGUCCAUAGAAUCUCUUCACGGCGCAACGAAAUGCCUGUCUCAGAUUUUCAUAGGGAACAGGAUGGCAGAAAAGUGUGUUCGGUACACUACUGCACUUUCAAACUGGUUAUCAGUGAUGUACAUGUCAGAAAGUAAUCCUGCUUUCGGAAUCCCAGGCUUGCCCAAUACUUCGUCCGAAAGAUUCGCGAUGCAAGGGGGUUCUGAUGAUAGUGCGCAGUCACACGAACACCUGCAUUUUUAUGACUCCACCGACUUGCACUUAGGACUUGACUCGGGCGAGCUUCUAAAUCCAUCUGAUUUUAGCUUUCUAUGUAGAUUCGCAGAGCCGAAUGUGUCAUGA